Messenger RNA from Solea solea (common sole), 3181 nucleotides. It is a transcript of the gene p3h1, whose product is annotated as prolyl 3-hydroxylase 1. Bases 114 to 2864 code for a protein of 916 amino acids. Gene Ontology annotation, biological process: collagen metabolic process. Lineage: Eukaryota; Metazoa; Chordata; Actinopteri; Pleuronectiformes; Soleidae. The transcript has 15 exons. Gene Ontology annotation, cellular component: endoplasmic reticulum. The record is from RefSeq and is a predicted model, not a curated record. Gene Ontology annotation, molecular function: protein binding; L-ascorbic acid binding; iron ion binding.
UUACAGUCUGAGGAAGAAAUAAGUUUUUCCCUUUCUCUGCACCGGCUCCUGAUUUCUGGCCCGCAGCCUCUCUGUUUCUCUGUCCCGUUGCAGAGCUGUGACAGUUCGGCAUCAUGGAGCUCCAUUUUGCGCUCGUAUAUCUCUCCCUGCUUUUACCACUGUGCACAUCGGACAAUAUUCAGAACCAGAACAACCACUAUGUUUUGGAGCCGUUUGAUUAUCUUUUUGACACGGCAGUGGAAGCGUACUAUAAGGGAGACUGGCUGUCGGUCAUCCUCAACAUGGAGAAGGCGCUAAGGAACAAAGCUACUGUCCGCAACGUGAAGGCUCAUUGUCGGAUCAGCUGCGCCAACCACACCGCUUUCGGCGACCCUUUGGCCGGCUUAGGAGUUCCCGUUCCAGGGGCCGGGUCUGUGGAUGACCUGGGCUUCUUCCAGAAAAUCCUGAAACGGGCGGAUUGUGUGAACUCCUGCGAGAGCGAGAAACUGGGUUCCCCUACUAUGCACAAAGUCACUGAAGACGUGGAGCUGGAGUUUAGGAAGAGGAGCCCAUAUAAUUACUUACAAGUCGCCUAUUUCAAGAUCAAUAAGCUGGACAAGGCAGUGGCAGCAGCCCACACGUUCUACCAGGCCAACCCGGAGCACAUGGAGAUGAGACAGAACUUGGAGUACUAUAAGAUGAUGGAGGGAGUGAAGAAGGAGGACUUCAAAGAUUUGGAGGCCAGGCCACAUAUGGCUAGCUUCCUGCAAGGGAAGAGUUUCUACAGCCACGACUCCUUCGGUCUGGCAGCGGAACAUUUUGAAAUGGCCGUAGAUGGGUACUUCACAGCCGAUAAGGAGUGCAGAGCUCUGUGCGAGGGAUCCUACAACUAUGACGGAUACAAUUACAUGGAAUAUAGCGCUGACCUGUUCCAGACCAUGACAGACCACUACAUGCAGGUACUGAGCUGUAAGCAGCACUGCUCUGUGGAGCUGGCAUCUACAGCUGGCAAAGACAAGCCCUUUGAGGAUUUCAUCGCCUCACUCUUCAACUACCUGCAGUUCUCCUACUACAACAGUGAGAAAUACGAGCAGGCCAUAGCAUGUGGCAAAACCUUCCUGUUGUUCCACCCUAAUGAUGAGGUGAUGAACCAGAAUGUGGCAUAUUAUUCUGCUGUGCUGGGCGAGGACAAAGCACAAACCAUAUCAGCCAGACAGGUGGUGAAGCGGUACAUCCAGAAGUCCAUACUGGAGAAAGAGCUGCUCUAUUUUGGAUAUGAAGCUUUUGGCAUCACCUUUGUAGAUCCAGACACAUGGACACCUGAAGACGUCAUGCCCAAGAAACUGAGAGAGAAGCAGAAGGCUGAGAGAGAGACCGCGGCGAGGAUCACGGAGGAAAUAGGAAACCUAAUGAAGGAGAUUGAGACUCUAGUUGAGGAGAAGAAGAAAGAUUCUUCUGAUAUAGCAAAGGUCAUCGUGCCACAGGAAGGUGACGUCGUGUUGCAUGAUAAUAUCAAGAUAACCAUGACGUCCAAGCAGCUGAACGGCUCUCAGCGGGUGCUGCUGGAUGGAGUGAUCAGUGAUGACGAGUGCAGGGAGCUGCAGAACCUCUCCAAUGCAGCUGCACUGAAAGGUGAUGGCUACAGGGGGCGCACUUCCCCACACUCUCCCAGCGAGACGUUCCAGGGUAUCACCGUCCUGAAAGCUGUCAAGCUCGGUCAGGAAGGGGCGGUUCCUCUAAAAAGUGCUCAUCUCUUCUUUGACCUGAGUGAGAGAGUGAAGAAGGUGGUGGAGUCAUACUUCAUCCUGGACACGCCGCUCUACUUCGCCUAUUCCCACCUGGUCUGUCGCUCUGCCAUUGAUGACAAGCAGGAGGACCGCGAGGACCUGAGCCACGCUGUCCAUGCGGACAACUGUCUGCUGGUCUCUGAGCUCAAUGAGUGCAUCAAGGAACCUCCUGCAUACACACACAGAGACUACAGUGCCGUUCUUUAUUUAAAUGGUGACUUUGAAGGAGGCGAUUUCAUUUUCACUGAGUUGGAUGCAAAAACUGUCACGGCCGAGGUUCAUCCGCAGUGUGGCCGUGUGGUCGGAUUUGGUGCAGGGAAAGAGAACCCUCAUGGUGUCAGAGCUGUCACUAAGGGUCAGAGGUGUGCUUUGGCACUGUGGUUCACACUGGACCCUGCUCACGAGGAUAAGGAGAGGAUCCAAGCUCAGGACAUGCUGAAUAUGUUCGCUACACCAGUGAAUGCCGAGUUUAACAAGAAGGAGGUGACCGUCAGCUCAGAGCCCCAACCAGCCGCACCAGAGGCUCCUGCACAGGCUGCCCAGGAGACAGCAGGCGCAAAGCAAGAGGACAAACCUGCAGAGACAAAGGUGGACGUGCAGGUCGACAAACCAGCGGACACACCAAAGGACAAAACAGAGGAGAAACCUGCAGAGACGAAGGAAGACGUGCAGGCCGACAAACCAAAGGACAAAACAGAGGAGAAACCUGCAGAGACGAAGGAGGACGUGCAGGCCGACACACCAAAGGACAAAACAGAGGAGAAACCUGCAGAGAUGAAGGAGGACGUACAGGCCGACAAACCAGCGGACACACCAAAGGAGAAAACAGAGGAGAAAGCAGUCAAAGCGACAGCAACAGGCACUAAAGCCAAAGCUGCUCCGAAAGCAAAGGCUAAAGCUGGAGAGCAGACAAAGGGCAAGAAAGCAGACAAAGGUAAAGCUGCUGUGAAAAAAGAUGCAAAACAGAAGGAUAAAACUCAAACCAAGCAGGCAGACAAAAAGGAGACAAAACCAGCUGUGAAAAAGACAGUAAAGGUCGCCAAAAAGGACUCCAAAUCAGACACAUCAGACUCUCAGAAUGACAAGGUAGAGCUGUGAUGUAACAGCACCUGUGACUCUUGAUUUGCCAUUGUCUAGUUCUUCUUUGUGGGUGCAACUUCGAUUUUAAAUUUGUCUUUUUAAAGUAAUUGGGGUUGUUGGGGGUUGUUGGGGUGGGUGAUAAGAUAUUUUACUGCAGAUGUCCCUCAGAUCAGAUCAGUAUUUUUUAUAUCCAUUUAUUUUGCAAUGGUGCCUAAAUUACUGUAACUGACGUAAUUUGGAGUCUUUUCAUCUCUCGUCAUAUGAGCAGAACUGUUCUGUUGAGAAAGCCCUAAAUCAACUUUGUUGAAUGAAUGAAAUAAAAAGUGAUGUUUCUA